This is a messenger RNA of Dovyalis caffra, 2358 nucleotides long. Lineage: Eukaryota; Viridiplantae; Streptophyta; Magnoliopsida; Malpighiales; Salicaceae. The record is from the annotation of a GenBank genome assembly.
AUGAGGAAAGAACAACAUAAAGCUUUUCAAGAAAAGCAAAAACUGAAUCCAGAGAAGUCUAAAGGUGAAUUUGAUAUUGUGGAGUUACUGGAGGAUUCAAAAGAUGAUAAAAGACUUUUGAAUAGAAGCAAUGAAUCAGAGAAGAAAGUAGCACAGCCUAUGGCAAUUAAUGAUCCCAAUAAGAUUCCCUAUGCCUCACAAGCUCCUGUAUCAAGACCUCUUGUGCCUCCGGGAUUUUCAAGCACCAUAGCUGAGAAGAGUACUGGAACAAAAUUUUUAACCAAUCCACAUCCUUCUGAGGUUGGCAAUGAACUUGAUGUAAGCCUUUUGCAAGCUAAAGGUACUCGUGUUUUAGAUGGGACUUCAAAUAAUCAAGAUGGAAAACAAUCUUCAGAGGAAAUGGAUUUGAAUGUGCAGCUUCCUAGAAGCCCAAAUGCUUGUGUUUCCGUUGAUAACAAGUGCGAAAAGAUUGUGAAUUUAGCAUCAGCUUUGGAUGUUUCAAGUAAAAGAAUUGGCUCUAAGACUUCUAAUCUUUCAGAAUCCUUUAUGGCUUCUGAAAAUAGUGAAUCAAUAGAUCUUGAUUCUAGGGAUGUGCCAGGGAAUAAAAAUGUUGGUGUAUCCGGUUCAUCCCAGUCAACCUCAAUUCUGGACAAGCUUUUUGGCAGUGCCUUAACACUAAAUGGUACUGGUUCCUCUAGUUUCAUUGAGCAUCAUGAUGUUAAAGCAGAUGACUCAUGGAGCCCUCAGACUGGUCAGUCUUCCAAGUUUGCUCAGUGGUUUAGUGAAGAAGCAGAAAAGAAAUCGGUUGACAAUCUCCAAUCUGGCAGGCCAAAUGAUUUGCUCUCACUAAUUGUUGGUGGUGAAAAAGGUGGAUCUCAGGUUAAAGCUACAGAUCACAUGCUGCCAACCUUUCCCUUCCAAAGCUCUGAACUUGCAGACAGGCAUUUGACAUUAAAUCUAAAGUCUGGCAGUGUUGAAAAUAGUGAGAAGUUGUCCAACACUGAUAAACUGGAUGCAGUUCCAGCUGUACUUACAUGUGAAGACCUUGAACAAUCUAUUCUGUCAGAAAUUUCUGAAAAUGGUUCAACUUUGCCGCCACCUGUGCAUGGCCAGAGAGGUGGUGACAUUAAGGCUGAGCAGCAGAAAGCUGAUGUUCAUGCAUCCCAUCACCUUCUUUCGUUGUUACAGAAGGGUACUGCCCUGAAUAAUGUAGCACCGUCUGCCAAUCUAGGGAUCAGUGCCGCAGACAGACUACAAAAUAAUGAAGUGGCAAAUCUAAGCAAUGCAGCUCGCAAGCCAAGAGAUGCAGAUGCUGAAAACGUUCCCAAUUCAGGGAAGGCUUUGACUCUUGAAACACUUUUUGGAACUGCUUUCAUGAAGGAAUUACAACCAGUAGGAGCACCUGUUUCGAGCCAAAGGGGUUCGGCUGGAUAUGCCAGAGGCGAUGGUUCAGAGUCUCAUGGGCUACCCAUACCUGCAAUAGAUGAUGGUCUCCUUCCUCCAACUGUUGAAAGUCCGCCGAGCAUGUCAAAUCAUGGAAGUGGUGUCUUAGCAUCAAAGCAAAGACAGCAACUUGUAUUGGAUAGGACUGAAGAGCAUUUGUUAGGCUUUGAUCCUCAAAAUGAAGUGGAUUCAUCACAUCUUCAAACUGAAUUGGGCUCUAAGCUUGUUGGCUUUGAUGGGUCUGUUGAAAUUCGACUUCCCGAAGAGGAUAGCUUGCUUGCAGCCAAUGCCCCUCUGAAUCUCCGAAACUUUCUCCUUGCUAGGAAUUCAGCUAAAUCUGAGUUAUUACCAACUCCAGGGACAUCAGUUGAUAUAGCUGAGAAACUUGCAGCUUUGAAUUCUGGAUUCAGGGAUGAAAGGCCUAUUGUAGGUCAAGAAGGUCAGCCUUUUCUUCGAGGUCCUUAUGAUUUGAGGGAGCCUGAUGUUCACAAAUAUGCUACACCCCCUUUCCAUCACCCUAGCAGUGCGCUGACUGGAUUUGAUCCCACUACACACAAUUCUAUGUUACAACAAAUGCAAAUGCAUGGCAAUUUUCCUCGUCCCCUCCUACGACGUGAAUUGUCCAGGGGUGCACCUCUGCCUCCACAUCCCAACAAUCAGGUGACUGGUUUUAUGCAGGAAUCAAAUCCAGUGCAAGGUUUCCCUUUUGGUCAAAGGCAGCCCAACUUUGGUGCCCUUGGAAUCCCACCUCAAGCUGUCGAUGUUGGUGGUGAAAGCAGUCAUCCGGAGGCACUCCAAAGGCUGAUCGAGAUGGAACUCAGGUCAAACUCUAAGCAAAUUCACCCUUUUGCUACCCCAGGCCACGGUCCAGGGAUAUACGGUCACGAGCUAGACAUGGGUUUUGGAUAUAGAUAA